AUGAGCGGGCGGAGAAAGCUGACCCCGCGGGCGGCCGGGCAGCGUGCCCCCCGCAGCGCCAGCCUGCAGAGCCCCGUCACGGCCGACCCCGAGACCUGCCUCAUGGUCUUCAAGAACCACUGGUCCCAGGUCCUGCGCAUCCUGGAGCGGCGCGGCUGCAAGCCGGCCCCGGACGACCUCAGCGCCGUGCGCAACAACACCUACCAGAUGCUGAACCUGCUGGCAGAGGACCGGCCGCGGGGGGAGGCGGCCCGGGGGCCCAUCCUGGAGUUCGUGGCCUCUGAGAACCUGCUGGAGCGGCUGCUGUGCUGGCACCUGCAGGGCGACUUCACCGAGGAGCGCAAGGUGGAGCAGCUGAAGCUCUACGAGAUGCUCAUCAGCCAGGCCCGGCAGCCCCUGCUGCGGCACAAGCCGGUGCUCACGCCGCUGCUGCGGCUGCUCAGCCUGUGCGCCGAGCCUACCUCCGCCCCGCUGGAGAACAGCCUCGUCCUGCUGCUCAACCAGCUCUGCGUCUCCGUGGCCAAGGAGCCCUCCAUCCUGGAGCUCUUCUUCCACAGCCACACGGACCAGGGCCCCGCCAACCUCAUCAUCUUCUCCCUCCUCAUCCCCUUCAUCCACCACGAGGGCGUCCUGGGGCAGCAGGCCAGGGAUGCACUGCUGCUCAUCAUGGCGAUGUCGGCCAGCAACCACGCCGUGGCCAAGUCCAUCACCGACAACUCCUACUUCUGCCCGGUAUGGCUGGGGGUGUCCCGGCACGAUGGCCCCCUCCCCGCAGCGGUGCAGGGGCCCGGCCGGUCCCCAGGAGCUGUGCUGCCGCUGCAGGGGCGGGUUUGGCUGUUGGGGCGGGAGCCACAGCCGUCCCUGGAGGAAGGUCCUGCCCUGGCUCGGGAGUCUGAGCCCUGCAGCAGGGAGCAGCUGGUGGACUACGUCCACAACGGGUUCCUCGUGCCCGUCAUGGGGCCGGCGCUGCACAAGACCUCCAUCGAGGAGAUGAUUGCCAGCACAGCCUACCUGGACCUGUUCCUGCGCAGCGUCAGCGAGACCGCCCUGCUGAAAACCUUCCUGCGCUUCGUCCUGCUGCACCGCCACGACAACAGCACCAUCCUCGACACCCUCGUGGGCCGCAUCAACAGCAACUCCCGGCUCUGCAUGGUGUCCCUGAGCCUCUUCCGGACGCUGCUCAGCCUCAACUGCGAGGACGUCAUGCUCCAGCUGGUGCUCAGGUACCUGCUGCCCUGCAGCCACGUCAUGCUGAGCCAGAAGCGGGCGGUCAGGGACCUGGACAUCUAUGGGAAGACGGCCGCCAAGUUCCUCUCCCUCAUCCCACGGUGCUGCCGUCCCGAGAGCCUGCCGCCGCCUGAGCGGGAGGAGGAGCAUGCCACCUGGUCCAAGGGCCACGGCAGCCCCAACGUGGACACCUCCUCAGUGGUGACGGUGCCGAAGCCCUCCACGCCCUCCCGGCUCUCCUUCUUCAUGCGGCAACAGAGCGCAGCCCCCGAGGUGGCCGGCCCGGCACCGCGCUCCCCCGGCACGCCGUCCGGCAGCCCCUGCCAACGGGGCGGCCCCUUCGUCUCGGUGCUCUUCGGGAAGCUGGAGAACAUGCUGCACAACUCGCUCUACGUCAACUUUCUGCUGACGGGGCUGGUGGCCCAGCUGGCCUGCUACCCCCAGCCCCUGCUGCGCUCCUUCCUCCUCAACACCAACAUGGUCUUCCAGCCCAGCGUCAAGUCCCUGCUGCAGGUCCUCGGCUCAGUGAAGAACAAGAUCGAAAGCUUCGCCGCCAGCCAGGAGGACUUCCCGACUCUGCUCUUCAAAGCCAAGAAGUACCUGAUCGCCCGGGGGAAGCUGGACUGGUCGGAUGUGCCCAGCGCGGUGCCCUCCCUGCGCCGCGCCGAGAUGCUGGUGAAGAGCCGGAAGCCGUCCAUCGGGGAGCUGAUCCUGCGGCACACCAACAGCCCGACGCGGGCGCGCCAGGCGGCACAGCUCGCCUUCCAGCACGUGCGGGACGGGCAGGUGCUGCAGGCGCUGGCCGGGGCCUCCAUCUUCCGUGGCUCGGCCGAGCGGCAGAGCGAGGCGCUGCGCGUCAAGAACGCCGUCUACUGCGCCGUCAUCUUCAGCGAGUUCCUGAAGGAGCUGGGGAAGGCACACGACUGCAGCAUCAGGUAUACUCUCCCCGUGUACGAAUACGAAGACUGA
Nipponia nippon (crested ibis) is the source of this 2196-nucleotide messenger RNA. Lineage: Eukaryota; Metazoa; Chordata; Aves; Pelecaniformes; Threskiornithidae. The record is from RefSeq and is a predicted model, not a curated record.